Molecule: messenger RNA, 1557 nt
Organism: Solanum tuberosum (potato)
Lineage: Eukaryota; Viridiplantae; Streptophyta; Magnoliopsida; Solanales; Solanaceae
Product: protein DETOXIFICATION 43
Exons: 13
Coding region: 1-1545 (514 amino acids)
Biological process (GO): transmembrane transport
Cellular component (GO): membrane
Molecular function (GO): citrate transmembrane transporter activity; antiporter activity; xenobiotic transmembrane transporter activity
Source: RefSeq, a predicted model, not a curated record
AUGGCUGAGGUUGGAAAUGUAGCUUGCACUAAAAGAAGAUGGAACAUACCAAUCUUUGUUUUCUUUGAAGACAUUAGAAAUGUCUUCAAAUUCGAUGAUCUUGGAAUGGAAAUCCUACGUAUCGCGUUCCCUGCAGCUCUUGCAUUAGCUGCUGAUCCUAUUGCUUCUCUCAUUGAUACAGCAUUCAUCGGUCAUUUAGGGGCAAAUGAAAUUGCAGCAGUAGGAGUUUCAAUUGCCAUAUUCAAUCAAGCCUCUAAAGUCACAAUUUUCCCUUUAGUGAACAUAACUACUUCAUUUGUUGCUGAAGAAGAGACUGUUAGAAGAAUUAGUGAAAAAGAAGCAAUAGGUGAUUUAGAGAAGGGUAAGGAGGAGAAGAAUGAUACAAAAGUAGAGCUAACGACAAAAUGUGAGUCCUUGGAUAAUAAAAGUAAAGGAAAACUCAAACGUGUGAAGCGACAUAUUCCAUCAGCUUCAACUGCAAUUCUCAUGGGAUGCAUUCUUGGCCUUCUCCAGACGAUUUUCCUCAUAUUUCUCGCGAAACCAAUUUUAAGCUUAAUGGGUGUGAAAUCUGAUUCUCCUAUGCUUUCUCCAGCAAAGAAGUAUUUGACCUUGAGGGCAAUUGGUGCCCCUGCAGUCCUUCUUUCUUUGGCUAUGCAAGGUGUUUUUCGCGGUUUCAAGGAUACAAGAACUCCGUUAUACGCAAUUGUUGUUGGAGAUUUAACAAACAUAAUUUUGGACCCAAUCUUUAUUUUUGUUCUCAAUUGGGGUGUUAGUGGUGCUGCCAUUGCUCAUGUUCUUUCUCAGUACUUGAUAUCGAUUAUUCUCCUAUGUAAAUUGAUGACAGAAGUUAAUCUAUUACCUCCUAGCGCAAAAGAUCUGCAGUUCAGCAAAUUUCUCAAGAAUGGAUUUUGGUUACUAGCAAGGGUGAUAGCUGUUACAUUUUGUGUGACAUUGGCUGCAUCAUUGGCUGCACGAUUAGGCACAACGCAGAUGGCUGCAUUUCAAGUUUGCUUACAAAUCUGGCUAACAUCAUCUCUGCUUGCUGAUGGAUUAGCUGUAGCAGGACAGGCAAUACUUGCUUCUUCUUUUGCUGAGAAAGACUUCCAAAAGGCAAAGGCUGCAGGAGUUCGAGUCCUACAGAUGGGAUUAGUGUUGGGAUUCGGACUUGCUAUAGUUGUUGCAAUUGGGUUAUACUUCGGAUCAGGAGUCUUUUCAAAGGACAAAAAUGUUAUCCGUUUCAUAAUCAUUGCCAUCCCGUUUGUUGCUGGUACACAACCAAUCAAUUCAGUGGCAUUUGUGUUAGAUGGUGUCAACUUUGGAGCAAAUGAUUUUGCAUACUCUGCAUAUUCCAUGGUUUUAGUUGGUGCAUUAACCAUAACCUCUGAGUUUUUCCUUUACAAAACCAAUGGUUACACUGGAAUAUGGAUUGCUUUAACCAUAUUCAUGGUCCUGCGUACAUUUGCCGGUUUAUGGAGGAUGGGGACAGGAACAGGACCAUGGCGUUUUCUGCGGAUUCCAUCAAUGUCGGUAGAAGCCAAGUCAUAGAGUUGCUAGAGC